CAAAUCAAGCAGCGCUCCCCAAAGCCCAAGAUGAAAUCCUUAAAUGUCUCCCCCCCCAAACAAAACGAUAUUUAAUAACUUAUCAUAGGUGAGUAAAGAAAAAAAUUAGGAAAUUCCCAAGCAUUGUAUUGCAUUUUUAAAAUGUGUUAUUUCCAUAAAAAUGACUCAAACUGAUAAGUCAAUCAUGAAAAUAGUUCAGGAUUAUUUUAGCGGUUGAUAAUUGUGUUAUUGUUGUAGCUUAAAGGUGCACUAUGUAGAUUUGGUGGUAAAUUUGAAAGUUGGAGAAGUGCAACAAUUCUAUGAUAUAUUUUCUGAACUAAAUAAACAAACUUUUUUCAAAGGAAAAAAUGGUUCCCUGGAGCACUGUUUGGAGCUAAAAAGCUACCAGGAGAGUUACGGUUUCUCUGUAACGGUGUUCCUGGGACCAAAUGUUCCUCUGAGGACAGUUUGUGUACAGAGUUAUGAACAUAUACCACAGAAUCUGUACACUUCUCCAACUUUCACAUUUCUCUACCAAAACUCCACGGUGCACCUUUAAGUCUGCUCAAAGGAAAUGUGUUUACACAUUCUGACAUCUUUUAGAUCCCAUUAUCUAAAACUGAUUCUGCUGCUACAAAAAGACAAAAACGAUGAAACACAAACGCACUCAACAUGUGUGUGUGUUUGUGUUUCUUCUCACUCCUGUGUCCUCCUGAAAUAUGCAUGACAUUUAACUAGAAAUCCCUGUGAGUGUCAGCAGGUUGAUGUAACAAGAUCACCUUUAGUAAACCUGAUCGUGUACGGGUGAAGCUCAGCGGGGUCACCUCCAGGCCUCAAUCAGGAGCCGUUGGUCCAGGUUGAACACUGAAUUCCUCUGCGGUUGAUUUAUGAAUUUAAUGUUGUCUUUUUUAAAACUUAAAAUCAAACCUGCUCAGAGCACUCUUUUUCUCUGAAAAAGGAACACCAUGCCUCUAAACUGUGGAGUGUGCUGGUGUGGGGGCAGAUGAGAUGUCCUUUAUUUACUAGAAAGAAAGUAAACCUGUUCUUCAAGUCUCUGUUGAUCUAUAACCCUGGUUGUUCAUAAGCCUAGAUUGCUCAGUGGACUCAGUGAGAGCCUGAGACCGAUCUUCUUCCUCACAGUGCUCUCUCUGCUGCAAACAAAACGAGCUUUAUCAGAAGCCCCCCUGUAAACAGGAACCUGCCAUGGCGCUGCGUCCUCGAUCUUCCACUCAGCCUGGAAAACUCUCCUUCUUUCAGAGUCCCAAAGUGGCUUCAGCCCUUCGACCGCGGGCCGUGUCCUCGCACUCCGGCUCCAUGCUGGAAGAGGAGUUGUCCUGUCCUGUCUGCUGUGAGAUUUUCAAGGACCCCGUGGUGCUCAACUGCAGCCACAGCUUCUGCCGGGCUUGUCUGCAGCAGUUCUGGAACAAGAAGAAGGCCAGGCGCGAGUGUCCCAUCUGCAGGAGCAAGUGCCCCCUGACCGAGCCAACAGUCAGCCUGGCACUGAAGAAUGUGGCCGACACCUUCCUCAAGGAGCAGGAGCGCAGGACGGGCGCAGUGGGGACAGGAGCAGGGGAGCAAGCGGAGAUGAUGGAGGAGAAGUGCAUCACACAUGGGGAAGUUCUCAAGCUGUUCUGUGUGGAUGACAUUGAAGUCCUGUGCUGUGUGUGUCACACCUCCAAGAAGCAUCAGGGACACCGAGUGUGUCCUUUGGAAGAGGGAGCUCAGGACCUCAAGGCCGAGAUGAAGACAGAGCUGACCCCCCUGAAGAAACACCUACGUUGCCUCUAUGAAUCCAAGCAGGAGUGUGAUGACACAACUGUACACAUCAAGAAUCAGACUCUGGCCACAGAAAAGCAGAUCAAAGAGGAGUUCGAGCAGCUGCGGGAGUUUCUGCAGCAGGAGGAGGCCGCUCGGCUGGCGGCGCUGAAGAAGGAGGAUGAGGAGAAGAAAGAGCUGGUGAAGAGGAAGUCAGACAGCAUCACCAGCAGCAUACUCACCUUCUCUCACGCUAUCAUCGCCGUUGAGAAUGAAAUUGCUUCCAGUGAUGCUCUCUUCCUUAAGAAUUAUGCCAACACAAAGCAAAGAGCACAGAUCACGCGGAAGGAUCCAGAAAAGGUGUCAGGUGCUCUUAUAAAUGUGGCCAAGCAUGUCAGCUCCCUCAGAUACCAUGUGUGGGAAAAGAUGGUGGAAAUAAUUCAGUACACACCCAUCACCCUGGACCCCAACACCGCCUACUCCUGCUUGUCCCUCUCCUCAGACUUGACCAGUGUGGCCAACAGCGGGUCGCUUAAGAAGCUCCCAGACAAUCCUCAACGUUUCGGCCACUUUGUGUUCGUGCUGGGCUCGGAGGGCUUCACUUCCGGCCGUCACGCCUGGGAGGUUGAGGUGAGUGACAAGGCAGACUGGAUGCUCGGUGUGGUGAAGGAGUCCAUCGACAGGAAAGGCCGUAUCUCCGGCUGUCCCGAGGGCGGAUUCUGGAUGAUAUCACACUAUGAGGGCGAAUACUCGGCCAUGACGAGGCCCAGUACCACACUGCAGCCGAUGGGUGAGCUGACCCGAGUCAGGGUGCAGCUGGACUAUGACUCUGGAGAGGUGGCCUUCUCCAACCCUGUCAGCAUGACGUCCAUCUACACCUUCAGCGACUUCUUCACUGAGAAGAUGUACCCCUUCUUCUGCCCCGGUGCCAACAUCAAUGGGAAUAACCCCAACCCGCUUAAGAUCUGCCCUGCCAAAGUGGCUGUGUGGAACAGUGCCACAUGGUGAUCUGAAACCUCCUUACAGAAGACGUGAUUUCAAAUGUAUCAUAUUAUACCCAAAUACAGAACAUGUCAGUGUUAGUCUCAUGAAAUGAGCACAGUACAGUUUAUGUAUCAACUGAUGAUUUCACUUUAUUUCACUUGGGGGAUUCACUGCAACUUUUGAAGCACACAUGUGUUUGUUUCUUUGGGAGCUACCAGGGCACAGUCUUGCCUUUGUAAUCCAGGAAGGCUCCAUUCUGCUUCUCAGUCAGUGAAGCCAGCACACGGAGCAUCCCCUCCACGCUCUCUUGGGCAUCAAUCUCCCCCUGGUGGUUGGAAAAGCACUGAGUUAACUUGAAGGCACCACACAGUAGUUUCUGGCUUUUCUCAAACCAGAUACAGAUGCUACAGCUGCAUUCAUACAAAAAGUGACAUCAACUAUCCAAAGCUUUUUUAUCUGAAAGUUGACACCUUCAGGGACAAUCUUCACUGAGAUGAAACAUUGUUUAAGUGAAAAAAAGACAUGCUUUAACUUUAACAAUAACUGGAUAUUUGAAAUGCAGCAUUAUUAUUAUUCAGCAAUCGUUGGAACUUGAUAAUCCUGCUUCAUGUGAUGUCUGUAAUAAAUGUGUAACAACUUGAAAAUUAGUUUCUGGCAAAAUAUAGGAACACAUUUCUAGAAUCUUGCCAUAUAAAAUAAGCAUGCAUUGUAAAACGUUAUGUAACCAUGACUACAUCUUAUUGCUUUUCUCUGUGGUUUGAAUGUAUUUAACAGUCAUUACUGCAGUUUGCUCUUUUCAUAGGCUGCCUGAUCGCUGCAUUUGGCACACCAUGUUAGAUGUGAAAUCAUACAACAUGAGGUUUGUAUUAAACUUCUAAACAAAG
Labrus mixtus (cuckoo wrasse) is the source of this 3602-nucleotide messenger RNA. It is a transcript of the gene trim35-12, whose product is annotated as tripartite motif containing 35-12. Bases 1183 to 2742 code for a protein of 519 amino acids. Gene Ontology annotation, molecular function: zinc ion binding; ubiquitin-protein transferase activity; protein binding. NCBI's taxonomy places the organism in Eukaryota, Metazoa, Chordata, Actinopteri, Labriformes, Labridae. The record is from RefSeq and is a predicted model, not a curated record. The transcript is spliced from 6 exons. Gene Ontology annotation, biological process: protein ubiquitination.